CGAUAAGAUAAGAAUAGGGCGGGAUAGCGGACAUAGAGUUAAAGUUGACCCCUGUUCGAGGAGGCGGUCCUGGGACGCUGACAUCCAAGAGAACCGUGCCACUGCUGGAUUGGCUGCCUCCUUUCAUUGACCAGUUUUGGCAAGACGCAAAGAGAGAAUACCGACAGAUCCUUGUUGAUUUCUGAAUGCUUUAAAACAAAUUUGCAAACAAGUACUUCAUAACCACCAUCACUGAACAAGACAAAGCUGUCGUUCAUUGCCAUUCCACCAGUUGGAGAAAGUGUGUCAGCUUCCAAUACGUCGAUAGCUCCACGACUUCCCACCUAGCUUACCAAAGCAUCAAUUGGGACAGAUUGACUGCGCUGAUCACAACUGAACACGCAACGAACAACCCACGGAUUGGCAAAGGACAAUAUAUCGUGGACGCCUACACUCAACAUACGUACAAGAUGGGCCAGAGCGUGUCGUGGCUGUCGGGCCUGCUGUGGGCCAAGAAGGAGAUUAGAAUACUGAUUCUAGGCCUGGACAAUGCCGGCAAGACGACGUUACUAUACAGACUCAAGAUUGGGGAGGUAGUCACAACAAUUCCCACAAUCGGUUUCAAUGUCGAGUCUGUAACGUACAAGAACCUUAACUUCAAUGUGUGGGAUCUGGGUGGCCAAACUUCGAUUCGCCCGUACUGGCGCUGUUACUAUGCCAAUACAGCUGCAGUCAUAUUCGUCGUCGACAGCACCGAUAUCGAGCGCUUGCAGACAGCAGCCGAAGAAUUGGGCGCCAUGCUUAAUGAGGAUGAGCUCAAGGAUGCCGCGCUACUCGUGUUCGCGAACAAGCAAGACCAGCCAGGUGCAAAGGGGGCUGGUGAGAUAUCCGAAGCAUUGCGCCUGGGCGAGCUGAGGGAUCGAAAUUGGAGCAUUGUUGCUUGUAGUGCUGUGGAUGGUAGUGGUGUUAGUGAGGGUAUGGAUUGGUUGACGCAAACGGUUUCGCAAGAGUAAUGGCAGCUGUAACUAGACAAGUUGCGGAUGAUGUACAAUCCAAGACGCUAUUCUUGUACACCACCUCACCACCAUUACCAUCACCAUUCACUUUCCGAUAUUACCUCCGAAACUCUUGGUUAGAUAGGGAAACAGACCAUGAUGGCACCUAGGAGAUUGUCACCGGCAGCGGUGGCAGGGGCGUGGCAGAGCUAUUCAAGCACAGGCGUUCUCAGGGAGUUUUCAGGGGUACAAGGUUGGCGUGAACAAUCCCGCCACUAUCUUGUGUGAUGUGGACGGAACGCUUACUUAUUGAGUGAGUGACAUAUAUCUUCGUCUCCUGCAUGAGCAUGUCUUAUAUGGUAUUGCUAUGGAUAAGGUUCUCAGCUUUGUGACAAAGUAUAUGAGUGAGCUAGGAAGGCUGAUAAAACACAACGUACGUAUAACGGAGAGAAAUAUCAAGUUCGAUUGCUAGUAGAACAAACAAUAGUCGGCCGCUCAGUCCAUAACCGUAGG
Messenger RNA from Pseudomassariella vexata, 1487 nucleotides. Its product is annotated as ADP-ribosylation factor 1. NCBI's taxonomy places the organism in Eukaryota, Fungi, Ascomycota, Sordariomycetes, Amphisphaeriales, Pseudomassariaceae. Bases 450 to 992 code for a protein of 180 amino acids. Gene Ontology annotation, biological process: vesicle-mediated transport; intracellular protein transport. Gene Ontology annotation, molecular function: GTPase activity; GTP binding. Gene Ontology annotation, cellular component: cytoplasm; Golgi apparatus. The record is from RefSeq and is a predicted model, not a curated record. The transcript is spliced from 4 exons.